AUGGCAUCUAAAAUAAAUACCAGUUUUACUUCACUUCCCACCCAGAAAUGUAGACGCACUAAUCAAUCCAGCUCUUUUUCCAGCACUGCUGUUUCAAACCCUCAGCUCUUAUCAACACUUGGAAAUUUUAAAGUUUUGCCAUUGGAAAUAUUCCACUUAGUUCUGAGAUGUUUGUCAGUAAAGGAUAUUGGCAUGUUAAGCAUGGUGUCCAAAGCAGUCAACCAACAUAUUAUUAAUUAUACUUCAACCUCAUCAGGAAGCAAAAGACUUUUACUACAGGACUUUCAUAACCCUGAACUGCCUAACACAAGUGAAGACAGCGAUCUACUGGGGUACUACAGAGCUCUAGGUCUACUAUUCAAAAGAUGCACGUUGCUGCUACCCACUAAGGAAAGACUAAAGUACACUCACAAGAUACUCUCAGAAGUUUCCUGUUUUAAAUUCAGUGGCUGUGCAACUCCUCUGCAAUGUUUAGGAUUAUCAUGUUAUGGCAUGUUUUUGCAGGCCUUAACAGCAGGUUGGGAUGAACUUGAAUGCCAUCGCGUUUAUAACUUCUUAUGUGAGUUGACUAGUCUUCCCCGCAGGAUGCAGACUGUUGUCUGUAACAAACCAGGAAGUGCCCGAAGACUAGAGUUAAGGAUUAGACUGUUCUGUAGGAAUGUACUCCUUGAUCACUGGUCACAUCAAAGUGAUACUGCCUUUUGGUUGACACGAAUAUUAAAACCAUGGCCAAUGGUGAAUCAGGCAAGGUUACUAUAUAUCAUCUUUGGACCAAUAUCUCCUCAGGAUGGACAGGUCAUUUGGCGGGAAAUGAUAGACGCACCUACAGAUGAAUCCAGUAUGAAAGGUUUGGCUGAUGCCAUUAAAUUACUGUAUGACACAGGUACCAAAGAGUGGACAGCAGAUGAUGUUAUCAGUCUUGUUGAUGAACUAUCAGUGGUUCCCCGGGAGUGGCUUUUAGAGAAUAACGCACGCCUUCUAAUCCAAAGUGGGAACAACAUCUGUUUCACUUUCAUGGCUAGUAAGGCUGUGAAUGGACGGGCCAUCGAACUGGCAAGGCUCAUAGUCUUUUUGGCUUUGGUGUGUGAGAAAGAACUAUACUGCAUGGAUUGGACUGUUAAAAUGAUGCAAAAAGUCUGUAAAGUCUUUAGCACUGCUGUGGAAAGAAAUAACUUCCUGGAGAGUGUAGCAAAUGCAUUUACCUGUGUUACAAUGGAAAUGCUGCAGCCGGUUAUAUAUGGAGAUCAUAACGAAGAUGACAAUGUCUUUCUGAAUUUGUUCCAUCUUCUACAUGCGCAAGCUAACUUCCAUAAGGAGGUGCUGUAUUUGACCAUGAGUACUCUCUCUUCCUGA
Molecule: messenger RNA, 1353 nt
Organism: Jaculus jaculus (lesser Egyptian jerboa)
Lineage: Eukaryota; Metazoa; Chordata; Mammalia; Rodentia; Dipodidae
Gene: Fbxo47
Product: F-box protein 47
Exons: 10
Coding region: 1-1353 (450 amino acids)
Molecular function (GO): protein binding
Source: RefSeq, a predicted model, not a curated record